AUGGUUCCAAUCUGCCCAAUCUCGGGCCCAACUUCCAUAGCCCUGAAUGACGCUGUUGAUCACUUUAGCGCAUAUAACACAGCUAGCAGUUCAAGCUCACAUUCCCUCACCUCAUACAAAGCCCAUCACCUCCCGCAUGACCCAGAACAGCAUGCAUUAGAUCACGAGAUCAAAAAAGCCAUCAAAGCGAUCCGAAAUGAAGACAGUCAAGUUCUACAACAACACGAGGAUGGUCUCGAUGACCUAGACAUCGAUGUCAAUGGAAUAUUUGAUGAUCAAGAUGAUGAAGACAAUAACAUGAUGCCAUCCAUGGAUCCAAACGAGGACGACCCUGAUCCAUUUCUGCCAGAAGAAGGUUUCAACUCAACACGCAACAGGGACCUCACAGAUACCCCCCCUCAUCUGAUCACGAUAUAG
Suillus paluster is the source of this 417-nucleotide messenger RNA. RefSeq lists its product as uncharacterized. Lineage: Eukaryota; Fungi; Basidiomycota; Agaricomycetes; Boletales; Suillaceae. The transcript has a single exon. The record is from RefSeq and is a predicted model, not a curated record. Bases 1 to 417 code for a protein of 138 amino acids.